GUGUGUGUGUGUGUGUGUGUGUGUGUGUGUGUGUGUGCGCGCACACAUGUCCUUGUCAGGGUGAAGCGAGGUAGCGGAGCACGAAACACAACACAGACACAGCCAUGAACCACCUCCUGAGAAUUCCAGUUCUGGUCAGCCGAGCCUUCAGCAGCUCUGCCAGACAGCUGAAGAACAAAGUCCCCGAGGCGCAGAAACUCUUCCAGGCGGACAACGGGUUGCCAGUCCACAUCAAGGGAGGAACCUUCGAUGUCGUGCUCUACCGGGCGACCAUGACGCUAACUCUUGGAGGAACCUUCUACUCUCUGUACUGGCUGCUCAUUGCCUCGAUGCCGCAGAAGAAAGCGUAGCGAAGAACGGGCUCCGUCUAUCGCAUGGAGAGCAACAUUCGCCUCCGUCUAACACUAAUGUUUUAAUGUUUGUUGUGUACAAUUCUCUGAUCGGAUGUAAUCACAAGUUGUCCUGCUUUCAACAUGGCAACGAUUAAUAUGUAAAAACUGUAAAGAAAAAUUUAAACUCAA
Sander lucioperca (pikeperch) is the source of this 521-nucleotide messenger RNA. RefSeq names its product cytochrome c oxidase subunit 7A2, mitochondrial (gene cox7a1). NCBI's taxonomy places the organism in Eukaryota, Metazoa, Chordata, Actinopteri, Perciformes, Percidae. The transcript has 4 exons. Gene Ontology annotation, biological process: mitochondrial electron transport, cytochrome c to oxygen; mitochondrial respirasome assembly; regulation of oxidative phosphorylation. The coding region runs from base 105 to 350 and encodes 81 amino acids. The record is from RefSeq and is a predicted model, not a curated record.